Budorcas taxicolor (takin) is the source of this 552-nucleotide messenger RNA. It is a transcript of the gene RPL34, whose product is annotated as ribosomal protein L34. Bases 156 to 509 code for a protein of 117 amino acids. Gene Ontology annotation, molecular function: structural constituent of ribosome. The transcript is spliced from 5 exons. Lineage: Eukaryota; Metazoa; Chordata; Mammalia; Artiodactyla; Bovidae. Gene Ontology annotation, biological process: translation. The record is from RefSeq and is a predicted model, not a curated record. Gene Ontology annotation, cellular component: ribosome.
UCCGGGGAGUUGCAGGGGCCAGGAUCUCUCAGGCACAGUUUGUUUACUUAGCAUAGGUGUCAGGGCUUCGGAGGAAGGUUGGUGGUGAGCUGUUCCUCGGAUUUUAGCUUUAGACAUCCUUCGAUCCCGACCUUCGCUUUGGAUCAGCAUUCAGGAUGGUGCAGCGUCUGACAUACCGUCGUAGGCUAUCCUACAAUACAGCCUCUAACAAAACCAGGCUGUCCCGAACCCCUGGUAAUAGAAUUGUUUACCUUUAUACCAAGAAGGUUGGGAAAGCACCAAAAUCUGCAUGUGGUGUGUGCCCAGGCCGACUUAGAGGGGUUCGCGCUGUGAGACCAAAAGUUCUCAUGAGGUUGUCUAAAACAAAGAAACAUGUCAGCCGAGCAUAUGGUGGUUCCAUGUGUGCUAAAUGUGUCCGCGACAGGAUCAAGCGCGCUUUCCUUAUUGAAGAGCAGAAGAUCGUUGUGAAAGUAUUGAAAGCACAAGCACAGAGUCAGAAAGCUAAAUAAAAAAUGAACAAUUUUUGAGUAAUAAAACGCCUCAUUCUGUUAA